Trypanosoma theileri is the source of this 1365-nucleotide messenger RNA. RefSeq lists its product as uncharacterized. The transcript has a single exon. NCBI's taxonomy places the organism in Eukaryota, Euglenozoa, Kinetoplastea, Trypanosomatida, Trypanosomatidae. Bases 1 to 1365 code for a protein of 454 amino acids. The record is from RefSeq and is a predicted model, not a curated record.
AUGGUAGGGCAUGCACAGUCACGUUUCCGGAAACUUCUCCGGUUGCACUCUUCUGUAUUAUCACGCACGCGUCAUGGACGUCUCUGUCUUCUUGUGUUCCUCUGCGUAUUAGUUGUUGUUUGUUUUGUUCUCUCCGCUUCACCGGUACUUCCCGCCGUGCCGGACCGCGCGAGUGUGCGUGUGGAUGAGCGGAUUGAUUCUAUGCAGUCUCUCUCUGAUGUGCUCUCCUACCGCCCAGAGGUGCGGGAUGCGCUGGCGAUGAUAUUCGAUGUGCACAGCGAUGCGGCGCGGAUGUCUGUUCCCGCCUCCUUUCGUUCAAAGGCCAUGGCGAUGUUCUCCGCCUACGGCGGUACAAAGGAACAGUUGUUGCAGGCUAUAGAAACUCAGCGCAUUAUUGAAGUGUGGAAUCGUGUUACUGGUGAGAACGCAGUUUUUAAUAACAUUCGAAGUUUUAGACCUGGUGGCGGUAGUGGUGGUUCAAACACGGCAGAGAAGCUUGCCGUAACGAAGUUAUACACAGAUGGAAGUGGAGAGGCUACAUGUGAUUUUUGUAGUAAAGUGCGAACUGCAGAAGAUAUAUUUGGUCGAAUAACAGGAAAUUAUUCAUACACUGCAUCAAAUGUGGCCAAAUUAAGUAAAUGGCAUGGUCUUAUCAUAACUAAUGCUCACAAUCCCCUAGCUUUUGAUGAAGAAGUUAUUGCCGAUAUUAUCACUGUUUCACACAAGUGGUUUAAGAAAGUUCACAGUGAAGAUCCUCUUCACAUUUAUCCUAAUAUUAUCUGUGAUAUUGGCAAAAAAGCUUCUGCAUCACAAAUUCAUUUACAUCUACAGAUGGCUUUAACAAGAUAUCAUUACUUUUCUGGUACCGAACAACUUCUUCGUGCUGCAGCUUUUUACUCUAAAAUAAACAAAUCUAGUUAUUGGAAUGAUAUUGUUUUUUUACAUGAUAUGAUUGGUUUAUCCGUAUCAGUAGGUGACUGCGUAAUUCUAUCAAAUAUUUGUCCACGCAAAGAGAAAGAACUCUUUGUGCUUUGUAAAGAUCCUGAAAGUCCUUCAUUUGCCCGAGCCAUUGCUAUUGCUUUAAUGACACUUCGUGAUGCUGCUGAUGUACAUUCUCUUAGUUUUGUUCUUUCUUAUCCUCCAUUUGGUAAAUCAGGCGAUUAUCAUUUGGGUGAUAUUCCUGCUUUCAUGCGUGUUAUUGACAGAGGAAGCGCAUUUGAUUCCCGGGCUGAUACAGGAGCACUGGAAUACUUUGGAAGCACAUACAUUGCCACCGAUCCAUACAAAAUUGUUCCACACAUACUAAAGAUGAGACAACGUCUUUAUGGAGACAGUGACAGCAGGCAUUCUUUCACCAGACUAUGA